This is a messenger RNA of Alternaria hordeiaustralica, 573 nucleotides long. RefSeq lists its product as uncharacterized. Gene Ontology annotation, biological process: secondary metabolite biosynthetic process. NCBI's taxonomy places the organism in Eukaryota, Fungi, Ascomycota, Dothideomycetes, Pleosporales, Pleosporaceae. Bases 1 to 573 code for a protein of 190 amino acids. Gene Ontology annotation, molecular function: FAD binding. The record is from RefSeq and is a predicted model, not a curated record. The transcript has 2 exons.
AUGGGCACACCUCCAGUCGUCGCUUUCUCCUCGCGACCCACAUGGGAAGACGAUAAUUGGGUGGUCCAAACAUCACGCGAGGACAUGCUCGAAGACUACAAAGACUGGAUCCCCGCCGUGCGCAAAAUCAUGGAGAACAUCCGGAAGCCCGAUAUCUGGGCGCUCUUCAACCACCCACCUACAUCAACAUACUAUAGCACGAAGCCACUGAUCUGCCUGGUGGGCGACGCGGCUCAUGCAUCGACACCGCAUCAAGGCGCAGGUGCAGGGAUGUGUAUCGAAGAUGUGUACAUUCUGAGCGAGUUGCUAUCGCAGUGUCAUGCGAAGACCGGUCUCGAUAAAGUCUUCGACGCAUACGACUCGGUAAGAAGGCCGCGCAGCCAAAAGCUGGUCAAAACGAGCAAGGAAGCCGGUAUGCUGUGGGAGUUCGAAGGAGAAGGUGUAGCCGACGAUUUGGAAGCGCUGCGGAUUAAUGCGCAGUCGAGGAUGGCUUGGAUUUGGGAUCAUGAGAUAUCGAGUGACCUGGAGAAAGCGAGACGCAUGAUGCAGGGUGGCUUGCCAGACACGCCAUAG